Molecule: messenger RNA, 411 nt
Organism: Raphanus sativus (radish)
Lineage: Eukaryota; Viridiplantae; Streptophyta; Magnoliopsida; Brassicales; Brassicaceae
Product: peroxidase 71-like
Exons: 1
Coding region: 1-411 (136 amino acids)
Biological process (GO): response to oxidative stress
Molecular function (GO): peroxidase activity; heme binding
Source: RefSeq, a predicted model, not a curated record
AUGAACACAGGAGCGCACACAAUUGAAACCGCGGCUUGCAAGGUAAUCACGGAUAGGUUACUCAGCAUCAACGGAAGCUUCAUAGGUUUAAGCAUCAACCCUAUGUUCUUGGCGAGCUUGCAGCAGUCAUGUCCCAUGGGCGGGAACGGUUUGAGCCGCGUGGCUCUAGACAUGGGAAGCCCACUCGUGUUCGACACCUCCAUUUUCAAGAACAUACUCAAUGGAAGUGCAGUCCUCGAGAUUGAUCAGAGCCUUUUGAACGUUCCGACCAUUUACCGUAUGAUGCAGCAGUUCGUAACUGGAAAGAGGUUCCAGACGGUGUUUAUGAGGGCAAUGGCUAGGAUGAGUGAAAUCGAGGUAAAGACAGGGUUAAAUGGAGAGAUUCGACGGAAUUGUUCCAGGGUUAACUAA